This is a messenger RNA of Pseudoliparis swirei, 3213 nucleotides long. Its product is annotated as carcinoembryonic antigen-related cell adhesion molecule 20. The transcript is spliced from 11 exons. The record is from RefSeq and is a predicted model, not a curated record. Bases 170 to 1780 code for a protein of 536 amino acids. Lineage: Eukaryota; Metazoa; Chordata; Actinopteri; Perciformes; Liparidae.
UCCUGGUCUCGGUGUGUGUGUGCGCGCAUCAGUGUGUGUGGGCGUGUCCUGCUCUAGGUGUGUGUGUGUGUGUGUGGGCGUGUCCUGCUCUAGGUGUGUGUGUGUGUGUGUGUGUGUCUAGGUGUGUCUCGGCAUUAUUUCCGUCUCCCUCUCAGCGACUCGAGCCGCCAUGGACGUGUUCUUCUUCUUCAAGACGUUUCUUCUUCUUCUUCUCUCGUUUCUGGGCCGCGGCUCCGGGGAGCUGCGCGAGCUGGACGCGGUGCAGGGCCACACCGUGACGCUGCGGCACCAGUUCUCCGUGCCGGACUACCUCGUCAUCUUGUGGAACUUCAACGACGGCAACGAGGCGGGCAACGCGGCCACCGGGAGCGCGGAGGGCGUGAAGGUGAACCCGCGCUUCACCGGGCGCCUCGUGCUCAACGCGACCACCGGCUUCGUGACGCUCGGGCCGCUGACGGCGGCGGACAGCGGCGACUACACCGUGUCCAUCGUGUCGUCCCGGGGCACGCAGACCGAGGAGAUGGUGCUGCGCGUGCUGCAGCCGGUGUCUGACGUGUCCGUGUCCUCCAGCCUCCUGGAGGCCGUGGAGCAGAACAGCACCGUGGUUCUGACCUGCUCCGCUAAGGGUUCCUUCCUGGAGUUCACGUGGUUCCGCGGUGCGGUGGCCAUCGUGCCGGACAACAAGCGCGUCACCGUGAAGAAGGAGGGCGGGGCCAGUGUUCUGACCUUCACCGGCGUCCUGCGGGCCGACCUGGCGGCGCCCAUCAGCUGCCAGGCCGCCAACAAGCUGGAGGAGGAGAAGAGCGCCGGCUUGAACAUCACCGUGCACUACGGACCGGACCAAGUCACCAUCGCCCCCCCCAAGCCGGCCAUGUUCAUCAGCUCCGCAGCCAACUUCAGCCUGACGUGUGCGUCGGGCUCCAGCCCGGCCGCCACCUACACCUGGUACCGCGACCAGCAGCUGAUGAAGGCCACGGGCCCGACCUUGAGCCUGGAGGUCAUCAAGGGUCACAAGUUUCAGAGUCAAGUGGGAGCGUUCAUGUGCAAGGCCAAGAACGCCAAGACCAACCGCGAGGUCGCCUCGGUGCCCGUCUCCUUCGCCGUGAUGGACCCCCUCGUGGGGCCGAAGGUCACCGGCCCGUCCACCGUCCUCAUCGCCGGCGUCAGCGCGGCCAACCUGAGCUGCGCGGCGGCGAGCGGCAGCGUGAAGACCGUCUCGUGGCUGAAGGACGGCGCGCCCCUGGUGGCCGGCGGCGGCGUGGCGUUCUUCGCCAACAUGACCACGGUGGCCAUCAACCCGGUGCAGAAGGGCGACCUCGGGGCGUACGCGUGCCGGCUCAGCAACCCCGUCAACACCGUGGAGGCCUCCUUCAAGAUGGUGGUCAACUACGGUCCCGAGCCGGCCGUGGUUUCGGGCGAGGACGCCGUGGAGGUGCACGACAACGUGACGAUGGUCUGCGCCGCCGCCUCCGUGCCGCCCGCCACCUUCACCUGGAAGUUCAACGGCACGCUGACCGCCGUGAAGACGGCGCAGUACCUCAUCAAGAUGGCGCGCUACAAGAACACCGGCACGUACACGUGCGAGGCGCACAACGCCGUCACGGGCAGGAACAGCUCGCACACCCACGUCCUGUCCGUCAAGGAGGAGGGAGCGUUGGACGAAGGCCUCUCAGACGGAGCCAUCGCUGGAAUCGUCAUCGGCGUGCUGGUCGCUCUCGCCGCCGCCAUCGGCCUCAUCAUGUACUGCAGGCAGAAAGUCCCGGUGGAGUCUCCGUACUAAAGAAGCUGCUGACCAGCUGGAGAUGCUGGCCCCCCAUUUUUUCAUCUGUGCAGCCGGGAGGAGCGCCCAGUUGGAUGUGAAGCCCCGCCCCCUUCACCCCCCACCCCCCCCUGGACAAAACCAGAUUUCCCAACACCCCUCUGGACUCUAUCAGUUUGGAUUAUCAGCUUCAGUUCAUUUUUUUUUACUCCUUUGAGCUUUUUUUUUCAUCUCCACCACCAGGAUGAACCGUCCACCAUCACGGGAUCUCCUCCUCCUCCUCCUCCUCCUCCUCCUGCAGAAUACCAGAAACACAGAAACUGUGCGACAGCUGACGGACUGACGGCCACGAUGAGAGACUCUCUUUAUCCUCCUGGAAACCCGAGGAGGAAACACACACACACACAGACACACACACACACACACACACACACACACACACACACGGAGGCCACACACGAAGACUUUGAGGAUUUGAGGUUUUAUUUUGAAAGUUUAGAUCUCUCUCCCCCUCCGUGCCAAGGGGGCGGAGCUUCCCCGCACUUCAAGCGAAGGAUUUCAAAGUAAAGUUCCGAUGCUUCUCUGAACUCGAGGACACACACACACUCGUGUGUUUUUACUACACAACUUUACGAGUAUCUCUCUCCUUAGGGGAGCUCUAGGAGUGUUGUGCACACACACACACACACACACACGUCCUCUCAUUUUAAACUAAUCUGUUGUGCGUUUGACACUUUGUCAACUCUAAAAUAUCAACACUGGCUUAUGAAGAGACUCCGCCCUCAUCCUGUUAGAGGAGAACAUGUUCCAGACAAGACCCGGCACGCGGAGACCAGUCGGUGUGUGUGUGUGUGUGUGUGUGGGCGGUGCUACGGAUUUAUUAUAUAUUUUUUGUGUUUUUGAAUCUAAAACAUAGUUUUUGCAGGUAAAUAAUUAAACAAUGAAAAUGUUUCUCCUCGAGUAUUCUGACCUCUGACCUCAGACUCCAACGUGCACUGAUCUCCAGUCAGAAAAGUAUUUAUUUUGUUUAGAUAAAAAGAAAAAGGAAAGCUGCACGACCGGCGCUGAAGGUCAGAAUCUCUCACGCUUUUAUUUUGUAGAGUUUUCAGCCUGAAACUCGUUGAAAAGGCUAAAAAAAAAAAGUUGUUUAUUCCGCCGUUUUUUGUUCUUUUGGGGAUAAAAAGCGCCGCAGAAUGUUUCAGGAUCCACGUUCGACACAAACUGCCCCGGUGUAAAUAAUAGAGGUAGAUACACUGUAAACAAUCUGUUUGUGACACAUUUGUUGUUGUUGUUGAAAAUAUCCGUGGGGAUUUUUUUCUUUUUCUUGUCAUGAUUUAUUUGUUUAAAAAAAAAAGAAUUGUUGUUUUUGCUCAUGUUUACAGAACACGUCUGGCCUUUUGUAAUCCUGUAAACAUCUUCACGUGAAGGUGGAACUCAUAAACGUUGAGGAACAA